Molecule: messenger RNA, 715 nt
Organism: Papaver somniferum (opium poppy)
Lineage: Eukaryota; Viridiplantae; Streptophyta; Magnoliopsida; Ranunculales; Papaveraceae
Product: cytochrome P450 81D11-like
Exons: 2
Coding region: 14-691 (225 amino acids)
Cellular component (GO): membrane
Molecular function (GO): heme binding; oxidoreductase activity, acting on paired donors, with incorporation or reduction of molecular oxygen, NAD(P)H as one donor, and incorporation of one atom of oxygen; iron ion binding
Source: RefSeq, a predicted model, not a curated record
AAUCGGAGUUCUUAUGUGUCUACAACGGGAUGAACCCGAGACUUACACUCACGAAGUUGUCAAAGGCAUCAUUGGGACAAUGUUCUCGGGUGGUAUUGGAACAUCAGUAGACACAAUGGUUGCAGCAAUGUCGCUUCUAGUGAAGCACCCUGAAGCUUUGGCAAAGUUGAGAGACGAGAUAGACUUCCAUGUAGAAGAAGGAUGUUUCAUAUCCGAAUCAGAUCUUCCGAAGUUAUCGUACCUCCAAUGUGUAAUCCAAGAAUCGCUUCGACUACACCCAGCAGUAACAAUUCCUUUGCCACACUUGUUGUCGCAAGAUUGUACUGUCGCCGGUUAUGACAUUCCACGUGGAACAUGGUUAUCGAUCAAUAUUUGGGGCAUUAUGAGAGACCCUAAAUGGUGGGAUGAACCAACUAAGUUUAUACCAGAGAGAUUUGACCGUGAAACUGCUAUCAAAGAAGGGAAAAUGGAUGGAUUUCACUGGAUUCCGUUUGGGGCGGGGCGGAGGGGAUGUCCUGCUUCUGGGAUGGCUUUUCGGGCCAUUUCACUGGCUAUAGGUGGUUUAGUUCAGUGUUUUGAGUGGAAAAGGGUAGACCAUGAUGAUGAAGUGAUCGAGGAAGUGGAUGAACCUUCACCAAGGGCUGUGUGCAGACCUAGGUUGGUUAAGAAGGAUAUUCUAUCUCAAAUCUGAAUGCAUGAGCUAUAUUAAACCCGU